Dicentrarchus labrax (European seabass) is the source of this 3064-nucleotide messenger RNA. Its product is annotated as protein qua-1-like. NCBI's taxonomy places the organism in Eukaryota, Metazoa, Chordata, Actinopteri, Moronidae. The transcript has 3 exons. The record is from RefSeq and is a predicted model, not a curated record. The coding region runs from base 77 to 2221 and encodes 714 amino acids.
CACCUUCACUCCCAACACUGAGAAGAAAUAGAAGAAGAGGGCAGCAUCCAUCAGACUUCUUUCUCCAACAAAGGAGAUGGCGGGCCUCUGCUGGAUGGCUGUGACACUCGCCUUCAUCCUGUUUACUGAAAACAGUUUUGCUGCCGUGGACCAGAACAGGCUUGCAAGUAUUGUAAAUGGCAUCUCGAAAGCGUACAGAACACAAGGCAUGUUCAGUCUGGCUGUAAGAAUUCCAGACGACCAGAAUCGGAAAAUCUACGAUAUCCUGCAGCAAGUCUUUCAAAGUGAUCCUGUUAAAGACGUGGCAAAACAGCUUGACGAGAACAAGGUGUACGUCGGCAGCAGGGUGGUUGCAGCCAGACCUCUGCCUCGGGACACAGGAGGAGCUGAUCAUGCAGAGUCACGUGUUGCUGACCACUUGGACGACUUGUUCAACCGUCGCGAUGAGAAUGACUUGUUGCUUUUCUAUGUUUAUGCCUCCCCAUGUGUUGAAAAAUGUACACGUAACUCACAUAAUGAGAGUAUCCUCGGAAGGAUAAAUCAAAUUCAGCAAUGGAAGAGUCACGCUUUUGUGUUUUCUAAAAUCUUCAAGCCCCGCAAUCGUCCGGGCAAUACAGUGGAAGAGCUUAGUGGAGCCCUUUGGCGACUCGGGACUGUAGUUGGUCUUGACAACAUAUUCCGUUGUGACAAACAAAAUGGUUGGAUGCAUUGCAUCAGCUGCUCUAGUAAUAAUAGAGUUACACAGGCUUGUGUUUCAGAUACAAAUACACAACCUCAGCAAGGUCAGGUUGGCAGUGGAAUAGGAGGUGGCAGGGGCAGAGGUAGGGGUCGCAGAAUCAAUAGAGACACCAAUCAAAAUAAUGGCAAUGAUGUGAAUACAGAUGAAGAUGACUCUUCCUCACAAGGUGGUCUUGAUAAUGUUAAUGGAACCGAUGUAAAUACAGAUGAAGAUGAUUCUUCCUCACAAGGUGGUCUUGAUAAUGUUAAUGGAACCGAUGUAAAUACAGAUGAAGAUGAUUCUUCCUCACAAGGUGGUCUUGAUAAUGUUAAUGGAACCGAUGUAAAUACAGAUGAAGAUGAGUCUUCCUCACAAGGUGGUCUUGAUAAUGGUAAUGGACAUGGUGUGAAUACAGAUGAAGGUAUGCCUUCAUUACAAGGUGGUCUUGAUAAUGGUUUUGGAAAUGGUGUGAAUACAGAUGAAGGUAUGCCUGCCAUACAAGGUGGUCUUGAUAAUGGUUUUGGAAAUGGUGUGAAUACAGAUGAAGGUAUGCCUCCCAUACAAGGUGGUCUUGAUAAUGGUUUUGGAAAUGGUGUGAAUACAGAUGAAGGUAUGCCUGCCAUACAAGGUGGUCUUGAUAAUGGUAAUGGAAAUUAUGAUUCCAAUAUUGGUGAAAGUGUCUCCCCAUCACUAGAGGGUCCUGAUUAUGGUGGACAAAAAGGCAGGGAAGGAAAAGGUAGAGGAAUGAGCAGACGCAGAGGACGAAAAGGCGGAGUAGGGAGGAGACGCAAAGGACGAAAAGGAAGAGUAGGGGGGAGACGCAAAGGACGAAAAGGCAGAGUAGGGAGGAGGGGCAAAGGACGAAAAGGUAGAGGAAUGAGCAGACGCAAAGGACGAAAAGGCAGAGUAGGGAGGAGACGCAAAGGACGAAAAGGAAGAGUAGGGGGGAGACGCAAAGGACGAAAAGGCAGAGUAGGGAGGAGGGGCAAAGGACGAAAAGGUAGAGGAAUGAGCAGACGCAAAGGACGAAAAGGCAGAGUAGGGAGGAGACGCAAAGGACGAAAAGGAAGAGUAGGGGGGAGACGCAAAGGACGAAAAGGCAGAGUAGGGAGGAGGCGUAAAGGACGAAAAGGUAGAGGAAUGAGCAGACGCAAAGGACGAAAAGGCAGAGUAGGGAGGAGACGCAAAGGACAAAAAAACAGAGUAGGGAGGAGACGAAAAGGAAGAAAAGGAAGAGUAGGGAGCAGACGCAAAGGACGAAAAGGCAGAGUAGGGAGGACACCCAAAGGACGAAAAGGAAGAGUAGGGAAGAGACGCAAAGGACGACAAGGUAGAGGAAUGAGCAGGGGAUGGGGUAAAAGAGGUGGCAGUCGUAGAAGAGGUGGAAUUCGUAGAGGAGGUGGCAGACGUAGAGGAGGUAGCAAACAUAGAAGUGGUGGAAUUCGUAGGGGAGGUGGCAGACGUAGAGGAGGUGGGAGACGUAGAAGGGGCCGCAGAGGAUAGUUAAGUUUGGGUAAAGCUAUGAUUCAGGUGAAACAGGUUAGUUAGAAUCUGAAAAAGAAGCCCCACAGAUCCACCCUGACUGAGACAUACUCCUUUUGCUUGGACAAAGUGUGUACAGCCAUGCUAGCAGCUUAAUGCAAUAACCACCAUUUCACCAUGCUAGCUGUAAUUAGUGAUUAGUAAUUAGUUUUUCAGGUAUUUGGUCCUAAAAUAUUGGAUAAACAUCAACCUCUGGGCACCAAGAAUGUCAAACAUUUACUGCUGAUAUAUUCAAUAGUUUUUGAGACAUUUCAUUCUAAACUGAAUGGUGCAUUAAACAAGCGAUCAACAGAUUGAUAGCAUGGCUAAAAAUGCUAAACUAAUAAUAUAGCUAAUAACAAACUAAAAAAUAUAACAAGCAUAUUUCUCAAGCACUUCUUCAUGUUGAUACAAUGAAUUUCAACUAAAGCCAAAUUGUAAAAAAAAAUCAGUAAUAGUAUUGACAAUGUUAGCAAAUCAAUACAAACAAGAAAAACAAAUUUUAUUUUUAAAACCUUUUUCCAUUUCAUUUGAAACUCUGAAUUUUUAAAUUUUAAUUAUAUAGUGUUUUUAUAAUUGAUGAUCAUGUAGUGGACCUCUAUCCAUUCCCAAGGCCGGUUUUUCAUGUUAAUCUGCAUUUGUUGUGUUUAUGAUUCAUUUAUAGUCAGAUUUUUGAAUUUCAACCUGAAAAAUAAGAAAUAAAUGUGUUUCUUGUCCUCAGUAUUUACAGUACUCAUGUCAUUGUACUCCAUGUUUCUGUAAAGCAUUACACAAAUCUCUAGAUUUUCUGUUGUUUUGUUCUGAUUAAAGCUUGGCUCAGCAUCA